CCUCAGACUGUGCGGGACGGUGCCGGACCAUCGUAUUCCUCUGAUCCCGAGGAACCUCAGACUGUGAGGGACGGUGUCGGACCAUCAAAUUCCUCUUAUCCCGAAGAACCUCAGACUGUGCGGGACGGUGCCGUCCUCCCAAAAGAUAAGAGAAUUUACUGUACUCAUUGCGGGAAGUGUUUCCGUUAUAAAUCCAAACUUAUUGUGCAUGAAAGAUCUCAUACGGGAAAGAAGCUGUUCUCGUGUACUGAGUGCGGGAAAGAUUUUAAACGUAAUGUAGAUUUUACUAAACAUCAGAGGUCUCACAAUAGGAAGGAAUCGUAUUCCUGUUCUGAGUGUGGGAAAUGUUUUUCAGACAUGUACAAUUUUCACAGACAUCAGAGACUGCAUGCGGGUGAGAAGCCGUUUUCCUGUUCCGAGUGUGGGAAAAGUUUUGCACAAAAAGCACAUCUGGUCAAACAUAAGAGGUCUCACACGGGGGAAAGGCCAUUCCCCUGUCCUGAGUGCGGGAAAUGUUUUUCAGACAAGUCAUAUCUUCGCAUACAUCUGAAAUGGCACACAGGCGAGCAGCCGCAUUCCUGCUCCGAGUGCGGGAAAAGUUUUAAAGAUAAAUCGGAACUGGUAAGACAUGAACGGUCUCACUUUGCGGAAAAACCAUAUUCCUGUUCUGAGUGCGGGAAAAGUUUUGUACAAAAAUUAGAACUUGUCAAACAUCAGAGAUCUCACACGGGGGAAAAGCCGUAUUCCUGUCCUGACUGCAGGAAAUGUUUUUCACAAAAGUCCAAUCUUCAUAGACAUCGGAGAUCGCACACGGGGGAGAAGCUGUGUUUCUGUCCUGUGUGCGGGAAAGGUUUUGCAAGGAAGUCCAAUCUUUAUGCACAUCAGAAAAUGCACAAGGGAGAGACGCCGUACUCCUGCCCUGAGUGCGGGAAAUGUUUUUCAGAGAAGUCCCGUCUUUACAAACAUCAGAUGUUGCACACGAGUGAAAAGCCGUAUUGCUGUUCUGAGUGCGAGAAAUGUUUUGUUCUAAAGUCGGAACUUUCCGAUCAUCACAGGUCUCACACGGGGGAAAAGCCUUAUCCUUGUCCUGAGUGCGGGAAGUGUUUUUCAAAGAAGUCCGGUCUUAUUGUGCAUAUAAGAUCUCACACGGGCGAGAAGCCGUAUUCCUGCCCUGAGUGCGGAAAAUGUUUUGUAAAAAAAUCACAGCUUGUCAGACAUCAGAUAUCUCACACGGGGGAGAAGCCGCAUUUCUGUCCUGAGUGUGGGAAAUGUUUUUCAUUGAAGUCACAUCUUUACAGACAUCAGAGAUUGCACGCGGGUGAGAAGCCGUAUUCCUGUCCUGAGCAGGGGAAAGUUUUUUUAACAAAGUCCCAUCUUUCCACACAUCAGAGUUAUCACACGGGUGAGAAGGUGUAUUCCUGUCCUGAGUGCGGGAAAUGUUUUUCAGAGAGGUAUAAUCUUUACAGACAUCAGAGAGUGCAUGCGGGUGAUAAGCCAUAUUCCUGUUCUGAGUGCGGGAAAUGUUUUGCACAAAACGCACAUCUUCUCAAACAUAAGAGAUCUCAUACGGGGGAAAAGCCAUUCCCCUGUCCUGAGUGCGGGAAAUGUUUUUCAGAUAAGUCCCAUCUUUGCAGACAUCUGAAAUUGCACACAGGUGAGCAGCCUUAUUCCUGCACUGAGUGCGGGAAGUGUUUUGUAGAAAAAUCACAGCUUGUGACACAUCAAAGGUCUCACAUAGCAGAAAAACCAUUCUGCUGUCCUGAGUGCGGGAAAAGUUUUGUACAGAAAUCAGAACUUGUCAAACAUCAGAGGUCUCACACGGGGGAAAAGCCUUAUUACUGUACUGAGUGCGGGAAAUGUUUUUCACAAAAGUCCAAUCUUCACAGACAUCGGAGAUCGCACACGGGGGAGAAGCCGUUUUCCUGUCCUGAGUGCGGGAAAUGUUUUUCACGGACGUCGCAUCUGUAUAUGCAUCAGAGAUCGCACACGGGGAAGAAGACGUUUUCCUGUCCUGAGUGCGGGAAAUGUUUUUCAAGGAAGUCCAAUCUUUACGAACAUCAGAAAUCUCGCACAGGAGAGAGGCCAUAUUCUUGUUCUGAGUGCGGGAAAUGUUUUUCAAAGAAGUCCAAUCUUUCCGAACAUGAGAGAUCUCACACGGGGGAAAAGCCACUUUCCUGUGUUGUGUGCGGGAAAUGUUUUGCACAAAAGUCCAAUCUUUCCAGACAUCAGAGAUCUCACACGGGG
This is a messenger RNA of Rana temporaria (common frog), 2244 nucleotides long. RefSeq names its product zinc finger protein 27-like. The transcript has 2 exons. Gene Ontology annotation, molecular function: DNA-binding transcription repressor activity, RNA polymerase II-specific. Gene Ontology annotation, biological process: negative regulation of transcription by RNA polymerase II. The annotation marks the transcript as partial. The record is from RefSeq and is a predicted model, not a curated record. Lineage: Eukaryota; Metazoa; Chordata; Amphibia; Anura; Ranidae.